AUGACACUGUCCACAUGCUUCUCUACCACCACGGUUGCUGAUCCCAUUCCCACUUCAGAUCCGCAUCCACCCCAUUCAUCCGACUCUCAAUCACUCAUGGUCGUUUCCUCCUACAAAGUGCUGAAAAGUAUUCAGUUGCUUACUCCAAAUGGAUGUUUCGCUUCGAUAGCCAAUAGUAGCAAAUAUGCUUUAUUUAAGUUUGUUGAUAAAUUAGUCCUUUUUUAUCUUGUUGCAUAUAGGGAUCUUUGGAGAAGGCAUAGAAGGAAGGUUUUGGUUAAAGGUGUUUUAGGAAGUGGGUAUUUGUUGUAUAAACUAUAUGAUGCUCACAAACGUAGGCUUAUUGAUUUGGAAAGGCAAUCGGCAAACGCGGAAAACGAUGAAUUCAUUAAAGCUCAAAUGCAACUCCAUUUUGAGAACAUUCAAAGAAUUGCUGAUACAACAACAUUACCUCAUGCAAUGCCCCAUUUAAGUUGCCGGAUAGCUGAAGAUUUGAACUUUUCACAUCUAAUGGAGAGACUAGUGAAAGGGAAGGAUCAGCCUAACAGUUUGUCUUCUUUAGAGAAACUUGAAUUAUGGGACAGUCUCAAAAUUUUAAGUUUUACAAGAAUGGUGAUGUCAAUAUGGGCAGUAACCAUUCUUAGCUUAUAUAUUAGAGUUCAAGUCAACAUUCUAAGAAGAUAUUUGUAUAUUGAUAUUGCACGUGGUCUUGGAAGCUCUUAUUUACUUGUAAGCGCUCUACAUUUUUAUCUGUAA
Molecule: messenger RNA, 753 nt
Organism: Gossypium raimondii (Peruvian cotton)
Lineage: Eukaryota; Viridiplantae; Streptophyta; Magnoliopsida; Malvales; Malvaceae
Product: peroxisome biogenesis protein 3-1
Biological process (GO): protein import into peroxisome membrane
Cellular component (GO): peroxisomal membrane
Molecular function (GO): protein-macromolecule adaptor activity
Source: RefSeq, a predicted model, not a curated record